Molecule: messenger RNA, 601 nt
Organism: Theobroma umbraticum
Lineage: Eukaryota; Viridiplantae; Streptophyta; Magnoliopsida; Malvales; Malvaceae
Source: RefSeq, a predicted model, not a curated record
GGACUCUUGAAUUGCAUUCCCACAAAAGAAGGAAAUGGCAUUGCAGCAAAUAGCAACUAACCGAGAAGAGGCUGAGAUCUACCAAGGGGCGGCACUUUGCAAGCAAAAGUCCAUGGAGCUCCUCGGCGAGUUGCGUCUGCCCAAAGGGCUGAUGCCUUUGGACAAUCUCGUCGAGGUCGGGUACAACCGGACCACGGGGUUCAUCUGGCUGAAACAGCAGAAGAGCUUGGAGUAUCGGUUCAAGGCCAUUGGCAAAACUGUCUUGUACGAACCGGAGAUGACGGCGUUCGUCGAGGAUCGUCGGAUGCGGAGGUUGACAGGUGUCAAAAGCAAGGAGCUACUGAUCUGGGUUAGCAUUUCUGAUAUUUGUGUUGAUAAAAGUAAUCCUAGCAAGAUCACUUUUGCUAAUUCCACGGGGCUGUCACGGUGUUUUCCGGUGGCGGCCUUUGAAGCUGAGGGAGAAGGGAGGAACUAAGUUAUUAUUGUUGUUUUUUAUAUUUAUUGAAAUGUUGGAAAUAAUUAUGUUUGCUCAAAAAUGAUUUAAUGAACAUUUGCUUCAGUUUAUUUUUAUAAAUAAAAUAAUAAUUAUUAUUAUGCAAAA